AGCCUUGGAAAUCGCCAGGUGGACAGUAUUAAGGAAAAAUCAGAUUGGCUUUUGUCAUUUAGUUGACGUGACUGGAAACCCAUUUUUCGUUGCUCCAACGCCUGCCUUUCCUCCACAAACUGUCAACACACACAGUCGCAUGCAAUCCAAGCUUAUUGGAUUAAAUCUCUCUCUCUCGUUUCAAACACAUUGGCAGGCAGGAGGCCUCAAACGUGUGCACUUUUCGUCCUCAGCUUUUGCUUCUCCCUCUCUUUCUCUCCCAUCUUUUACUAAGAAGGUUCAAAUGAUUAGCUCUCUUUGUUUUCCUCAAAUAUUUGCAUAAGUAAAUUGUGGGUUUUGUAAGAAAAAGCAACAUAAGUCGUGGGUUUUUCUUUUCUUCAAUGUGGGUUUUCUUCUGUCAUCAGCCUCAGCACUCUGUUGGAGUCAGUCACCUAUUUUGAAAGCUCUAAGGGAUACAACACUAUCAAACAAAAGAGCCCAUUUAUGGCCUGCUCUCUGUCCAUAUCACGGUUUUCUGGGUGUUCUUUUAUUCCGUAUUCCAGUAACCAGCAAGUGCAUCCGUUAUCAUAUGCCACUAAUUACAAGACAAGGCAUCCCCCUUUUGUUGCAAGAAACUUCUUGGGAAAUCCUUUACUAGCUUCCUCUGUAUGCGGAUGGAGAGGACUUUAUUUCUCAAACCACCAACCAGUCCUUUCAAAAAGAUUGCGGAUACAUGCAGGACUUGAUGUUGCCAGCGCUGUUGAUGUCAUUAGUGAUUUGGGAUUUGAUACUUUGACGUUCUUAGCUGUUACUGUCAUUAUCGUUCCAGCAUUCAAGAUCAUUAAAGCUAGUCCUAUACUUGGUUUCUUCUUUGCGGGGAUUACACUCAAUCAAUUUGGCUUGAUUCGGAAUCUUACAGAUGUGAAAGUGUUGUCUGAAUGGGGCAUUCUUUUCUUGCUGUUUGAGAUGGGCUUGGAGCUUUCAUUUUCACGUCUGAAGGCUCUUGCAAAAUUUGCCUUCGGAAUGGGAUUAACUCAGGUCGUAUUAUCUACUCUUGCUUUCACAGCCUUCGAACUUCCACCUAAUGGGGCUAUUGGAACCCAAAUUUUGACGUUCCUCUUUAACUCAAGGCCUGAUUUGGUCAACAUUAGAAGCGUUGAUGAAGCCGUAGUGAUUGGUGCUGCUCUCUCUCUGUCUUCUUCAGCUUUUGUACUUCAGCUACUUGCAGAGAAAGGUGAACUCCCUACAAGAUUUGGGUCAGCAACUUUAGGGAUACUUCUUUUACAGGACAUAGCAGUCGUACCUCUCUUAGUCAUACUUCCAGUGCUGGAAAGCCAGAACCUAGCAGAGGAAAGUAUAUGGCCAAUGCUUCUGAAGGAAAGUCUAAAAGCCUUAGGUGGACUUGGUAUUCUUUCUCUUGGAGGAAAAUUCCUUCUUAGACGAGUUUUUGAGUUUGUAGCAGAAGCAAGGAGCUCUGAGGCUUUUGUUGCACUUUGCUUAUUGACAGUUGCAGGGACCUCACUUCUCACCCAGAAGUUGGGUUUCAGUGACACGCUUGGAGCAUUUUUGGCUGGAGCACUGUUAGCGGAAACAAAUUUCCGGACACAAAUUGAAGCUGAUAUAAGGCCAUUUCGAGGCCUACUUCUUGGAUUAUUUUUUGUAACUACUGGGACGUCCAUUGACACGCAGCUUCUUUUCCGAGAGUGGCCGAAUGUGCUUUCUCUCUUGGCAGGUUUGAUUGUCAUCAAGACACUGAUAAUAACAGCAAUAGGCCCUCGUGUUGGACUUACUUUACAAGAAAGUGUAAGAAUAGGACUGCUUCUAUCUCAAGGAGGCGAGUUCGGAUUUGUAGUUUUUUCACUUGCAAAUAGGCUUGGUGUACUGCCACUCGAGCUUAACAAGUUGCUUAUAAUUGUUGUUGUCUUGUCAAUGGCAUUGACCCCAUUGCUUAAUGAUGCUGGAAGAAGGGCUGCUGAAUUGAUUGAUGACAAAUUUGGUGCCGAGGAUAAAACUGCUGAGGUGGUGAACUUUGAUUCAAGUGAACCUGUUGUUAUUCUUGGAUUUGGACAAAUGGGCCAGGUCCUUGCCAAUUUCUUGUCCACCCCAUUGGCUUCCGGGAUAAAUAGCGAUAAUCUGGGAUGGCCGUUUGUAGCUUUUGAUCUGGAUCCUUCUGUGGUGAAGGCGUCUAGGGAACUUGGUUUUCCAAUUCUGUACGGGGAUGGAUCACGUCCAGCAGUUUUGCAAUCUGCUGGCAUCGCUUCCCCAAAAGCUGUUAUGGUUAUGUACACUGCAAGGAGUAAAACUACUGAGGCCGUUCAAAGGCUUCGACAAGCUUUCCCAGCGAUCCCAAUUUAUGCCAGAGCUCUGGAUCUCAAGCACCUUUUAGAACUGAAGCAAUCAGGUGCAACAGAUGCUAUUCUGGAAAGCGCAGAGACGAGUUUGCAGCUGGGCUCCAAGCUUUUGAAAGGGUUUGGAGUUAUGUCCGAUGAUGUGAACUUUCUUCGUCAACUCAUUCGGGAUUCCAUGGAGCUCCAAGCUCAAGGAGUGAGCAAAACUGAUGAUAAAGAACUUAAUGAUUUGCAACCGAUGCAGGUGAGAGUUGCGGACUUAAUUGAUGACGCUGUACCCCUUUCACCAACUCCAUCAGAAGACAAAUCAUGGGGGGUAAACCAGGAAGAUGCUUCUUAUAGCGUGGCGUUUGAGGGGGAUGUGGAUGAAGCAAAGCAUGACAGUGAGCUCCACCGGUCAGGGCAUACAGAAGAAAAAGAAGAAGUUUCACAUCGCGGCUUAGAUACAGAGAACGGUAUUGCAAUGAAAUCACAAGACGUUGAGGGAUCAACCUCUUGCGUAACAACAAAGGAUGAACUGUGAUUAAGGAGGGAAAAUAGUUUAUAAGCUUGAUUUUUCGGUCAAAGUGAAAUCAUAAUUCCUUGAUGAAGGUGUCAAAAACUAGUCUGUUUUGCUUGAGACUAGCAAUGCGCGCAGGAACAAACUAAACUCUCGGACACUCUUUGUUUCAGGAAACGGAGCAAGGGGUGCUAAUUCUUCUUAUCAACCCACAGGCUUGUAUAUUUUUUCAAUUUUUUGUUUCCUGACAAUGCUCGAGAAAUAUAUGAUAGAAUGUUUUAGUUUUA
Molecule: messenger RNA, 3113 nt
Organism: Malus domestica (apple)
Lineage: Eukaryota; Viridiplantae; Streptophyta; Magnoliopsida; Rosales; Rosaceae
Product: K(+) efflux antiporter 3, chloroplastic-like
Biological process (GO): proton transmembrane transport; potassium ion transport
Cellular component (GO): chloroplast; membrane
Molecular function (GO): antiporter activity
Source: RefSeq, a predicted model, not a curated record